Molecule: messenger RNA, 4934 nt
Organism: Toxorhynchites rutilus septentrionalis
Lineage: Eukaryota; Metazoa; Arthropoda; Insecta; Diptera; Culicidae
Exons: 2
Coding region: 738-4787 (1349 amino acids)
Biological process (GO): DNA integration
Molecular function (GO): zinc ion binding; nucleic acid binding
Source: RefSeq, a predicted model, not a curated record
UGGGCCUGACAUUCAUAUGCUACUAUCUUCAGUGUUCCUAGAUGCGGGCCUGUACCGAGAUGUCAUUAUUAGUUGGAAUUUCAUUAGAGAUCGGAUGUUGUUCUGGAGUGUUGAAUAAAAAUACAUUUAAUUAAAUAAUAAAACGGCGUUAUUUAUUCGAAGUAUCACAGUGGCGACGAGGAGUAACAACAGGUAAUAAAUAUUCGUACUAUUAUGACUUUCUUCGGGUUCUACAAUAACUCAGAAAGAAGGAAAUGAGUAAGGUUAUGUGACAAAAGAUUUUUUUUUUUUUCCUUUGUGUAGCAGCAUAAAAAAAAAAAGAGAAAAUUUGCUAUUGACGCAUCGUUACCAUCGCGAUAGUUUGAAUAGCGAGGAAAUCCCGCAGAGGCAGACGGUGAAGUCUGCAAAGGCAGAUUGAGAAAACCGCAGAAGCGGACAAAUAAACCGCAAAGGCGGAUGCUGAAAUCUGCAAAGGCAGGUUGAGGAAACCGCAGAGGCGGACAAAAAAAAAAAAUAAAACCGCAGAGGCGGACGAAAAAAAAACAGAAAACCGCAGAGGCGGACAAAAAAAAAAACAAAACCGCAGAGGCGAACAAAAAAAAAAAACAAAACCGCAGAGGCGGACACGUCACUUUAGAGCAUGUAUAGACGGAAAGUCUAUAAAGAAAGACAAAGGUCAUCUGUAACUUCCAAAGGGAAAAUUUAAGCAAGUUUAACUGUGCUGGACAAAACUGUUGAUGAUGGAGAAGUGGGAUAUUCCCCAAUUUAAGUUGAAAUCGUUUCCCCAAAAUUUAGUCCGGAACGAAUGGGUCAAGUAUAAAAGAAAUAUUGACUACAUAAUCGCGGCGACAGGAGAAACUGAUCGCACACGGAUUAAGAACAUCUUUUUGGCCAAAGCUGGACCAGAAUUGCAAGAAAUCUUUACUUCUAUUCCUGGAGCAGAUGUACAGGAAGACCCCGAGAAAUCAAUCGAUCCAUUCGCAGUGGCAAUAAACAAGCUAGACGAGUAUUUUUCGCCGAAACAGCAUGAAACUUUUGAACGAAACAUGUUUUGGACACUGAAACCAGAAACAGAGGAAACACUAGGGAAGUUUAUGCUUCGAUGUCAAGACCAAGCUGCGAAGUGUAACUUUGGUAGUAAUGCUGAAGAGAGUCGGGCUAUCAGCGUGGUUGACAAGGUGAUUCUAUACGCUCCGAGCGAUCUCAAGGAACAGCUGCUGCAAAAAGAUGUUUUGAAACUGGACGACGUUACCAAAAUUGUCAGCUCGUAUGAAUCAGUGAAACAGCAAGCGAAAUCGUUUAGUCUUCCAGGAACAAGUUUUUCUAGUGAUACCGAUUGCAUACCGUUAUCCAACGUGAAUAAGGUUAAACACAUGACGAAUAAAGGAUGCACACGAUGCGGUCGAAGCGGCCACUUCGCAAAUGACUCUGCUUGCCCGGCAAGAUUGAAGGAAUGUAUAAAAUGUAAGCGAAUCGGACAUUUUGCCGCGCAAUGCCGAUCUCUACCUGCACUGAAGCAUAAACAGUUUCCAAAGCAAGAGUCAAAAUGGCAAGGUAAACGAUUCAAGUCACACCAAGUGAACGAGAUAGGAACAUCAGAUGACAAUGAAAGUAAAAACUUUCUGUUUAGUAUCAGCGAUGGAGGCGAGCUAAUUAGAAUCAAGCUGGGUGGAGUAGUACUGCAGGUGCUCGUGGACUCUGGGUGCAAGAAAAACAUAGUGGAUGAACAAUCUUGGAACUACAUCAAAGCGAAUGGGGCAAAGAUAUGGAACCAAACAAAGAACUGUGACGAGGUAUUUCUACCAUAUGGUGAAAAUGCGAAGCCGUUGACACUUUUGGGAAAAUUCGACGCAACUGUAUCCAUAAAUGACAUUGGCAAGAUCCAUGAAACCAUAGCUACAUUUUAUGUAGCCAAAGGUGGUCAACAGUGCUUAUUAGGCCGAGUCACUGCCACUGACUUAGGCGUCCUUUUUAUCGGUUUACCGAGUACUCAUGGAGUUAACGCAAUAAAAACCACGGGAGUUCAGCCAUUUCCCAAAAUUAAGGGUAUCCAGGUUAAAGUACCGAUCGAUGAAUUUGUACAACCAGUAUGCCAACCACCAAGGCGGCCUCCCAUCGCCCUCAUGACGAAAAUUGAAGAUAAAUUGAAUUCGCUGUUGGCUAGUGAUAUCAUAGAGCGCGUUGAAGGUAGCAGUCCGUGGGUAUCUCCAUUGGUAACAGUGGUUAAAGAUAACGGGGAUCUUCGAUUAUGCGUUGACAUGCGCAGAGCAAAUAUGGCCAUUGUGCGGGAACGACACAUAAUGCCAACAAUCGAAGAUUUCCUACCAAGAUUCACAUCUGCAAAGUGGUUUAGCCGGCUUGAUGUGAAAGAAGCGUUUCAUCAAGUGGAGCUUGAAAACGGAAGUCGUUACAUAACAACUUUUAUAACCCACAUGGGACUUUUUCGAUAUAAGCGUCUGAUGUACGGUAUAGCUUGUGCACCAGAGCUAUUUCAAAGAAUCCUUGAACAAAUUCUGAGUCCUUUUAGCAAAAAUGUGGUUAAUUUUAUAGACGACAUUCUGAUAUUUGCUAGCACAGAACAGGAACACGAUAGAGUACUCGACGCAGUGUUGUCAACGCUGAACAAAUAUGGAAUGCUGUUAAAUCAGGGUAAAUGCGUGUUCAAAGUUUCGGAAUUAGAAUUCUUAGGACAUGUUAUAUCUCCUGACGGAAUCUGCCCUUCGAACAGUAAGGUUGAAUGUCUUCAAAAAUUUCGUGCUCCCAGCACCUCGGAAGAAGUUCGGAGUUUCCUGGGGUUGGUGACAUACAUUGGUCGGUUCCUACCGAAUUUGGCGACAAUAACUGCUCCACUCCGUGAACUGACUCAUUCUGGAGUCAAAUUUAUUUGGGGUGAAAAACAACAAACAUCUUUCGAAAAGCUUAAGGAGCUGAUAGGCAAUGUGCAACACUUGCGAUUCUUCGACAACACUUUGCGGACCAGGGUUAUCGCUGAUGCUUCACCGGUGGCGCUCGGAGCUGUUCUUUUACAGUUCAAAGGACCCACCGAUGAUGAUCCACGACCAAUUGCCUACGCCAGUAAAAGUCUCACAUCGACAGAGAAACGUUAUUGUCAGACCGAAAAAGAAGCUCUCGCGCUGGUCUGGGCCGUGGAGCGUUUUUCCGUAUAUCUUUUGGGGCGAAAGUUUGAAUUGGAAACCGAUCACAAACCAUUAGAAGCAAUUUUCAAACCGACGUCCAGGCCAUGCUCGCGGAUUGAACGAUGGGUGCUUAGGCUCCAGUCGUUUUCAUUUGUAGUUAAAUAUCGUAAAGGCAUCAAUAAUGUGGCGGAUCCAUUUUCAAGAUUGGUUGAGGAACAACCGCCAAAAGAGUUUGACGCUGAAAGCAAGUUUAUGGUGCUAGCAGUUCUGGAAUCAGCGGCGAUCGAUGUUCAGUUGCUUGAGGAGAGGUCUAGCGCUGACGCUACUUUGGGAGCCGUUAAGCAAUGCCUACAUACCGGAAACUGGGAUAUACAGCUAGUUAAGCCUUUCACUCCUUUCAAGAACGAAUUAGGAUUCAUCGGAGAUCUAGUAGUCAGAGGAAAUAAAUUAGUUGUACCAGAUUGUUUAAGACAACGCAUGCUAGAUUUGGCUCAUGAGGGCCACCCAGGUGAAUCAGUGAUGAAACGACGCCUGCGUGACCGUGUUUGGUGGCCUGGAAUGGACCGGGAUGCAGAGAAACAGGUUAAAGCAUGUGACGGAUGCAGACUGGUGAGUUUGCCUAAUAAACCAGAACCAAUGAGCCGUCGUGAGAUGCCUUCAAAGCCAUGGAUUGAGGUAGCCGUAGAUUUUCUCGGCCCAUUACCUUGUGGAACCUAUUUACUUGUGAUUAUCGAUUACUACAGCCGUUACAAGGAGGUGGAGACGAUGGCCAAAAUAACUGCGAAAGAAACCGUCGAAAGACUUGACCGAAUAUUUAGUCGACUCGGUUAUCCACAAACAAUCACUUUAGAUAACGCGAAGCAAUUUGUUGGAACUGAAUUAGAUGAGUACACCAAAAUUAAAGGAAUUACCCUCAGACACUCAACUCCAUAUUGGCCACAAGAAAAUGGAUUGGUUGAGCGUCAAAAUCGCUCCCUAUUGAAACGCCUUCAGAUCAGCCAUGCUCUAAGCAGGGAUUGGCGGCGGGAUCUCCGUGAAUAUUUGCUGAUGUAUUACACCACGCCGCAUUCGAUCACGGGAAAAACUCCGACGGAACUGCUAUAUGGUAGAACCAUUAGAUCCAAAAUACCCACACUGGAUGACAUCGAGACAAUGCCCAUCAGCAGUGAAGCUCGUGACAGGGAUCUGGUUUUGAAGGAUAUAGGAAAACAAUCAGAAGACAUGCGGCGCCAUGCUAGAAAAUAUUCACUCGCAACAGGCGAUACUGUGCUUAUGCAGAACCUUUUGCCUGGUAAUAAGUUAUCAACGACGUUCAAUCCAAAGGAGUACGUUGUGAUGCAUCGCUCUGGACCGCGUGUUACCAUUGAAGAUCCAGCAACUGGCAAGUCGUACGAUCGCAAUAUAUCUCAUCUGAAAAAGGUGUCUGAGAAUGCGGAAGGAUUAACGGAAACGAAUCCAACAUCUGAGGAAGUCAACGAGAAUCACAAUAAUCCAUCACCCGAGUUUUUGCCAGAAUCUUCCAAUUCAGAUGGUGAAUUCAAUGGGUUUAACAUCGGGUUGAAUCAAAAUGAUGAGUCUAAUUCACUUCCUAAAAAACGACAGCAACGUGCUACGAAGAAGCCUUCUAGAUUUGCAGAUUACGUACCGUAAUAUACAUUUAUAUAAAAGGGGAGAUGUGGUACCUUAGUGUGGGCCUGACAUUCAUAUGCUACUAUCUUCAGUGUUCCUAGAUGCGGGCCUGUACCGAGAUGUCAUUAUUAGUUGGAAUUUCAUUAGAGAUCGGAUGUUGUUCUGGAG